AUGGCUUCGAAUGCUGAUACAAACAGCUUUGAGUACGACUUUGUAGAAAGGCCAUCCGAAGAGUUCUUCUGUCCCGUCACGUUCCAGCUACUCCUGGAUCCAGUGCAGACCAACUCGUGCUGCGGUAACCAUCUCUCACGUGCCGCCGCCCAGAAACUCGAGGCCGAGGGAAAACCGUGUCCGAUUUGUAAGGCAGCGCCUCUGAAAACAACCGACGAUCGAUUCUUUAGGAAGAAGGUGAGGCAAUUGAAAGUGCAGUGCAGCAACAAGUCUGGUGGUUGUGAGUGGGUGGGUGAGUUAGGAGAGCUAGACAAUCACUUGAAACAAGGGUCAGUGGAGGGGCAGUGUGAUUUCGUCGAUGUUGAAUGUCUGCUGGAGUGUGGCGAACGAUACAAGCGACGCAAUCUGAAGAAACAUCAAUCUCAAUUUGAAAUUGAGCGUAGAUUUCUCCAACACCAUCUCCAAGAGGAAUGUCCUCUGGAAAAAAUCCCAUGCAAAUUUUCCUUUGGUGGUUGCCAGGCAAAAGUAGAGAGAAAAUCAAUGAAAACACAUUUGGAUAACAGCAAAGAUGAGCAUAUUGAAAUGACAGUCUCAGAAUGCAAGAAUCUCAGAGCUGAGUUAGCAGAUUUGAAACUAGCUUUUACUAAAAUUGCUCCCAAACCUGUAUUCAAUCAACCUUCUGAUAUCAUCAUGACUGGAUUUGAAAGAAAACUUAAGGGUAAUACGUGGUGGUUUAGUCCAGGAUUUUAUACUCACAUUGGUGGCUACAAAAUGCGCCUUAAAAUUUAUGCCAAUGGUAGUAAGGGUACUCAUGUUAGUGUAUUUGUCUACAUGAUGAAGGGAGAGUUUGAUUCCCAUCUCAAGUGGCCGUUAAAAGGAGAGAUCACAGUUGAACUGGUCAACCAGAAAGAGGGAGGAGAAAAGUAUGAGGGAGCACUAGCUAACCACACUGAUCCAGAUGAACGUGACAAAGCUUUCCAAAGAGUGACUGGGGGUGAGGCUAACGCAGCAGGAUGGGGUUUAGAUGAAUUCAUCUCCCACUCAGAUCUCUACAACCCUGAAGAGGGUAAAGAGUACCUGGUGAAUGACACUCUCAUUUUCAGAGUCACCAAUGUGGAAGUUACUAGCGUCUAA
Geodia barretti is the source of this 1134-nucleotide messenger RNA. NCBI's taxonomy places the organism in Eukaryota, Metazoa, Porifera, Demospongiae, Tetractinellida, Geodiidae. The record is from the annotation of a GenBank genome assembly.